GACUAUUUGGUUAAUUUAACGCUGCGGACACGAUCAUCCGCGUCAACUACCACCAUCCUCGUGACCGUAAUCGCCGUCCCUCCCACCACUGAUCGUCGCGCCAACCACGGGCGUAAAAUCGGCGCUACGACGAUAUUAAAAUCGUCGGCAAACGAUCGCGAUUUGCACCAUCGCCGAACACGUGGCUUGCUCAACGGCGACGCUGUACGACAAUGUGCACGCCGUGCCGCUAUGCGGCUCCGGCGUGGCUCACCCUGCCUCCGUCACGCCGAUGGGGACAGUCACCGGAGCGGGGAAUUCCACCGGGUUGACCUGGUGGAACAUGAUGAGCAGUGUCCCCUACGAGGACAGUCCGCCACCCGUAGCACCUACUUCCUCCCUCGUCUCCCUCCAGCAGCAGCAACAACAGCAACAGCAGCAACAACAGCAGCAACAGCAACAGCAACAGCAGCAACAGCAACAGCAACAGCAACAGCAGCAACAGCAGGCUCCGACAAGCGGUUCCCAUCAGCAGGCCUCGACGCCCACGUCCCCAGGUGCGCCCUCGUCAGCGGCGACCUCCCAGCAGCCAGCACCUACGGCGAGCGCUUCCUCGACCUCACCGAGCGCCUCCUCGGUCGCCAGCAACAGCGCUACGGGUCCGCUUCACAUACCGGCCAAGCGGCUCACCGCUACCCCCGUGGGCCAGACCACCUCGGCCUCGAGCUACGGCGACGUCGGCUGCGUCGGCGGCGAGCCCAACGGUGUACCGGGCAGCGGGGCCGGCGGCGUCAUAAGGCACUCGCAUUCGGGCGGCUCCAACACCCAGGGCGCCGGCGGCUGGGCAAGCUACAGUCCGCACCAGCCCCAGGAGAGCCACUACUCCAGCGCCGCGCCCCAAGACUCUUUGGGCCAUCAUCAGGCGGCCUACGGGGGCACUAAUCCCCCGACCUAUUACACCAACCUGGCGACCGAUCCGAGCAGCGGCGCCCCGGGCGGCGGCUCUUCCUCAAGGGACCAGCGCAAGAGCUCGACGCUGAGCUUCUGGUCCCCAGCGGCGUCGACGACGACCGGCGCCGCGGGCUCGAACUCGGACUACAAGUCCUACAACUCGGCGGGCACCGGCAGCGGGGGCAUCGCCACCACGACGUCGUCCACGGGCUCGUCAGGGGCCGGCGGCGGAGCCGACCCGGCCGUCAGCUGCCACCAGAGCUUCUCACAGAGGAGGCACCACCACGCGGUAGACAGCGCCGCGGCGGCUGCGGCCCACCAUCACGCCCACUCUCAGGCAAGCGUCUCGUACUUAACGCCCUCGGGGGCCGACGAUCGGGGACGCGUGGCCGCGGCCAUGGUCGCCGAGGCGGCCUUCCCACACGACGGAUACGGCGGCCUCAGGAACUACGGGGCACCCGAGCCCGUCACCUCCAGUCCCUAUCCACCUCCAGUGAUGUGGGGUUCCUCCCCAUCUUCCUUGUUUCCGACAGGUUCCCUGGGCGUGGGCGUAGGCGUCGGGGUCACCGGCAUGGGGGUCGGGGGCACGAAUCCCCUGGAGUGGACCGGCCAGGUGACCGUCCGCAAGAAGCGCAAGCCCUACUCCAAGUUUCAGACGCUCGAGCUCGAGAAGGAGUUCCUCUUUAACGCCUACGUCUCAAAGCAAAAGCGCUGGGAGCUCGCGCGCAACCUCAACCUGACCGAGCGCCAGGUGAAGAUCUGGUUCCAGAACCGGCGCAUGAAGAACAAGAAGAAUAGCCAGCGCCAGUCCCAGCAGCAGAACAACAACAACAACAGUCAGGCGAACAAUGCGAAUCACCACGGCGCGGCCACGGGUCAUCACCACCCUGGCAGCGGUCAUGCGAGCGUCCACCACGUGGCCGCGCAGGCGCACCACGCCAACGGCUCGACCAAACAUCAUCAGUGACCCGUGGUGUUCUCGGGCGUAGCGUUCGGCCACGGCCCGCACGGCGGCACCGGCUCCAUCCACUCCUCGGCGGGCCACGGGCUUGUCCCGGGCGCCGGCUCUAGCCACGGCCACGGACUCCACGCGCCGCAGGCCCAGCUAGCCGCCGGGGGCUCCUCCUCCUCCUCGUCCUCAUCGUCAGCGGCGGCGGCCGCGGCGGCCCUCGCCCAUGCGACCGCGCCUCUCCACUCGCACGGCCACUCGACGCACCAGCUGGGCCCGGCGGGGGCCCACGUCGGGACCCAUCAGCACGGUGGCCUCCUCCACCAGAACGCCCACGGGCUGGCGGCUUAGGCCGGGCCCGGCCGCGACGCCACUUCCCCCUCAUCUUCGACCUGUGACUCUUCUACUUCAUCGCGGUAUCUUGCUUUCUUAAGGGAGUACGUGCAGUUUGAGCGACGAGCGAUUAUCGACCGAUCGAACAGUGCCUCCAGGACGGCCGAUAUCUAGCUGCGACGACAUUAUUUAUAAGCUGGACUCGCGGAGAGCAAAAAGGUAAUAAAUACGGAAACAAGAAUUGCGACGUGUGUAAAUAAAUGAAUGAACGAUUAAUGAAUA
Molecule: messenger RNA, 2494 nt
Organism: Ceratosolen solmsi marchali
Lineage: Eukaryota; Metazoa; Arthropoda; Insecta; Hymenoptera; Agaonidae
Product: homeobox protein abdominal-B
Exons: 2
Coding region: 272-1897 (541 amino acids)
Biological process (GO): regulation of transcription by RNA polymerase II
Cellular component (GO): nucleus
Molecular function (GO): RNA polymerase II cis-regulatory region sequence-specific DNA binding; DNA-binding transcription factor activity, RNA polymerase II-specific
Source: RefSeq, a predicted model, not a curated record